AUGGAUGUCCCAGCAGCAGAGCAGCCUCGCUGGGUCGGGAAUCGCCUUCACCCUGCAGUUCUCAAUGGACAGCACCAUGACAGCCAUCACCCGGCACUCAGCCACUCGUAUGUGGAGCACUACUCCCAGUACCCCCUGUCCGAGGAGGUGGAUGUACUCUUCAACAUCGAUGGCCAAGGCAACCAUGUCCCCUCCUUCUAUGGCAACUCCAUGAGACCAGUCCAGAGGUACCACACGGCCACCCACCACAGUCAAGUGUGCCACACCCCAAUUCUGCACCCCUGGUUGGAUCAUAGCAAUAAGGCCAUAGGUGGAACCCAUGCAGCAUCUCCCUGGAACCUGCCUCCCUUCUCCAAGACCCACAGCCCCCCUGGACCCUUGGCUGUGUACCCCUCAGCGUCUUCUUCAUCCCUGGUCACUGGACACUCCAGUCCCCUCUUCAACUUCCCUCCAACUCCACCUAAAGAUGUCUCUCCGGACCCCUCCAUAUCCACCACUGGCUCAGGGGCCUCCAGUCGCCAGGAAGACAAGGAGUGUAUCAAGUACCAUGUGUCCACCGACUCCAUGAAACUAGAGUCCUCUCACCCUAGAUCCCUUGGGGGGGCCGCUGCUUCAGCCCACCACGCCAUCUCCAACUACCAGUCCUAUGAGUACGGCGCUGGCCUCUUCCCCCAAACAUCAUUGGGGGAUCACUACCAGCUUUCCCUGCAAGUCAAGGCCUAAAACACGAUCGAGUACAGAAGGCAGGGAGUGUGUAAAUUGUGGAGCAACCUCAACCCCUUUGUGGAGGCGAGAUGGCACUGGACAUUACCUAUGUAAUGCAUGUGGACUCUAUCACAAAAUGAACGGCCAGAAUCGGCCCCUCAUCAAACCUAAAAGAAGGCUGUCUGCAGCUAGGAGAGCAGGUACGUCUUGUGCAAACUGUCAAACUACCACCACCACAUUGUGGAGGAGAAAUGCCAAUGGCGAUCCAGUGUGUAAUGCCUGUGGGCUCUACUACAAGCUGCACAAUAUUAACAGACCCUUGACCAUGAAGAAGGAAGGAAUCCAGACAAGAAACCGGAAAAUGUCUAGCAAGUCAAAAAAGAGCAAAAAAAUCCAUGA
Molecule: messenger RNA, 1104 nt
Organism: Staurois parvus
Lineage: Eukaryota; Metazoa; Chordata; Amphibia; Anura; Ranidae
Source: the annotation of a GenBank genome assembly